AUGCCGAAAGGAAGACGCGGAAAGGCCGCACGACGCGCUCGUGCCGGCGAUCUCGGCCUCCGACAGACAAAGCGAAAAUUCUCCGGGAAACACGCAAAACGAUCAGAGCGCCGUGCCGAACAGGCAGAGGAAAAGCGCGACUUGAACAAAUUGAAGGAGGCAGUUGUCGCAUCAGCGGCGAAAGCGGAGGAAGAGAAAAUCCCGCACUCGUUUGUCAUCUAUCGUGGUGAGGUCGGACGUUAUGUUCAGCGCUUGGUGCGCGACGUGCGCUUCAUCAUGGAGCCGAACACGGCUAAGGACUUGCAGGUCAGAAAAAGCAACAACAUGCGCGAUUUCGUGGUGAACGGGGCGCUGCUCGGCCUUACUCAAAUUAUCACUUUCACGCGCGGCGAGAAGCACCUCAAUUUGCGAAUUAUGCGCACCCCGCAGGGGCCCACGCUUACGUUUAGAGUGCAAGCGUAUACGCUCAAGCAGCAUCUACUUUCGAAGCAGAAGAAGCAAAUGUGGUGCGAGCAGUUGUUCCUCAAUUCUCCACUCGUUGUUAUGAAUGGUUUCAAAUCCGACGAAUCUAAGCGCCAUCUACAACUUGUCCAGACGAUGUUCCAAAGCAUGUUCCCAGCCCUCAACGUCGACACGAUCAAAUUGAAAGGAGUUCGGCGGUGCCUAUUGGUCAACUACGACCCAGAGUCGGAUACGAUUGAUCUUAGACACUAUGCGAUCAAGACUGUCAUCUCGGGAUUGUCAAAGUCGGCGAAGAAGUUGACUGUUUCGAGGAUUCCGGAUCUCAGCCAGUACAAGGAUAUCUCCGACUAUUUUGUCAACCCCGGACAGCUGAGUGAAAGUGAAUGGGAAGACGAGCAGAAGGACGUCGAAUUGCCGCAAGACAUUUUCCAGCGUGGUCUCACCCAGGGCCAGAAGAGCAACGUCAGGUUGAUGGAGCUGGGCCCGCGGAUACGCCUGGAGCUUGUGAAAAUUCAGGAGGGUCUGGAUGACGGAGAGGUCCUUUACAACAAAUACGUGCAAAAGACGCCCGCCGAGGUGGCCGCCCUCAAAAAGAAGGCCCCGAUGCUCAAGAAAUUGCAAGAGCGCCGCCGCAAGGACCAGGAACACCGCGUCAUCCGCCGACUGACCGCUAUAUCCGAGCGGAAGCAGCGCGAAAUCGAUCAUAUCAAGGAGAUUACUGCAAAGGCGGCUCGCAAGCAGGCCGAGGUGACGGGCCAGACCGAUGAUUUGGAGGUCAACCGGAAGAGGGAUCGCGAGAUUGCAAUGGAGAGAGAAAGGGAAGAAGAUCCUGAAAAGAAGAAGCCGUUCACGUACGGGCGUAGGCGGGGACAGGGCGGCGGUGACGGUCAGAAUCGCGUCGACGAGCCACAGCAGAAGCGCCCCAAGUUCCAGAGCGGCGGCCGUCGGCCCAUGAAGCCGAGCGAA
This is a messenger RNA of Mesorhabditis spiculigera, 1428 nucleotides long. Lineage: Eukaryota; Metazoa; Nematoda; Chromadorea; Rhabditida; Rhabditidae. The record is from the annotation of a GenBank genome assembly.